This is a messenger RNA of Cyclocybe aegerita, 975 nucleotides long. The record is from the annotation of a GenBank genome assembly. Lineage: Eukaryota; Fungi; Basidiomycota; Agaricomycetes; Agaricales; Hemipholiotaceae.
AUGCUGCCACCUCGCGCAAUGUACUUCCUAGGCUUGAAUGCCAUCCGCGUUCUCAGUCUAAUCUCCCUUAUCCUCGUCUUCUCGAGCACGAUCCUCGUUAUGGUCACGAACAUCAAGGCUGUUAACGCUUUUGAGGCGGCAAAGGGAACUGAUGCAGCGUCAUCGAUGGUGGACUGCGAUUACAUCGAAGGAAGCACAGUGCCCAACCAACCCGCUGGUGUCUUCUGGGCCGUCGUUUCCAGCCUCUUGAUCAUCUUCCAAACCAUCAUCCUAUUCCUCUCUGAAUGCAGCUGGCCAAUGGCUUUCUUUGACCGGUUCUUCCCCGUCCUCGGGACGCAAUUCGGUCUCGGAGCUCUCGGCAUCUUCCAAUGCCUCAUCUCGACCCAGAUCCUCUCGCACCACGUCGACGACUUCGCCCUCGUCUCUGCGUUUUUCCUCUUCGCCCUCGGGUGCCUCAACAUGCUCCUGGGCCUCAUCUUCCGCGAGUCCUCCAAGGCCAAGCGCUCCAUCACCUCCUGGCGCGCCGAGGCCAAGGGCAUCCUCCCCACCAGCCAGGACAAUCGACCGGUGUUUGUCAACGCUUCGCCCUACGUCUCGAAUGUAUUCCACCCCCACGAUGAGAAGGCACACACGUUUGCCCCGCAGAUGAUGAUGCGCACCGACAGCACGGCGAGCACAGGCAGCACCGAGAAGGCCGGGUUUGGCUUUGGACGCCAGGGCGAGAAGGCGGCGGGAUUGAGGGGGUUCAUCCUUCAGAAGCCUGAGGAGAGCCUGCCGAGGUACGCGAGCCCGACGCCUGUGCAUGCGCAGAAGGCGAGCCUCUCGAGAGCACCGUCGAGUGCGAGCUCAAGUUCGAGCUUCUACUCGCACGAGGCUCCGCCGGCGCGACCGAUGCCGGGGUACAGGCAGGAGUCGCGCCCCGCCUCACCAGCUGAGGGGACGCCUGCGUUCAAGUCGAGCCCUACCGCCCUUUAA